AUGCACGGGGUCGAAUUGGCCGAUGAUCUCAUGUCAGAUCCAAUUCGAUUGGGCUUCAUACAACGAGCUCUCGAUAGUGCUAGUUUGAUUAUACAGACCCAAUUCGAGUCUGAGACAUUCCGACAGUCAUUUCACUAUACCAUGGAUUACAAUGGAACACCUACAUACUACGCCAUAGGCUUCAUUCUCAAAGCCCUUCCCAUCGCUCACGAAUUCGUCGACUGCAAACGAUUAUUGGUAAUGCUGCAACAAGCAGCGCGAAUGUUUGAGCAAGCCGGCGCUAUUGAUGCUGCAAAUGAGUUGCGAACAGAUGGAGAAAGAUUAGCUGCUCUGACACAGACAGUCGUCAGCCCAGAGGUAUUCACCAACUCGGAGGCGCCGUUUCCGACGUUGUUUGAUAUUCCGUCCUUUUUCGAUGAGAUGGUUUGGGAUGAUGAUUUUCCAGCAUUGGGCACGCUUCCACUUGAUUAA
Molecule: messenger RNA, 471 nt
Organism: Talaromyces amestolkiae
Lineage: Eukaryota; Fungi; Ascomycota; Eurotiomycetes; Eurotiales; Trichocomaceae
Exons: 3
Coding region: 1-471 (156 amino acids)
Source: RefSeq, a predicted model, not a curated record